Molecule: messenger RNA, 4102 nt
Organism: Rhea pennata
Lineage: Eukaryota; Metazoa; Chordata; Aves; Rheiformes; Rheidae
Product: cytochrome P450 1B1
Exons: 3
Coding region: 241-1881 (546 amino acids)
Biological process (GO): progesterone metabolic process; hormone biosynthetic process
Molecular function (GO): iron ion binding; heme binding; steroid 17-alpha-monooxygenase activity
Source: RefSeq, a predicted model, not a curated record
AGCUCCGAAGGGUUAAAGCGCUGGGAAGGUGAUAAUAACUCUAUGCUGAGAUCGGGUGCAACUGGCAUUUGCCUGCACAUGACCUGCCAAGCUCCGGGUGACAGGAACCUGGGCUCCUAAUGAGUUUCCCACAGUCUGGGAUCUGAACGUCGCUGCUGCUGCUGCUCUCUCCUCCCUGGGGCUGCCUGUUACAGCUGCCGCAGGCUGCCCGGCUCCUCUCCAUCCUCCCCGAGGUCUCUGAUGGAAGCGGUGUACAACAGCAUGGCCCUCGAGAGGCUGGGGGAAGCUCUACGCAGCAUCUCCCCCUUGCAAGGCUCCCUGCUGCUCCUCCUUUCCCUGCUCGCCGCCAUCCACCUGGGCAAGCUCCUCCUGCAGCGGCGGCGGCAGGACCAGCGCCAGGCGCCGCCGGGCCCCUUCCCUUGGCCGCUGAUCGGCAACGCGGCCCAGCUGGGCAGCGCGCCGCACCUCUCCUUCGCCCGCCUAGCCAGCACCUACGGCGCCGUCUUCCAGCUGCGCCUGGGGCGCUGGCCCGUGGUGGUGCUGAACGGGGAGCGCGCCAUCCGGCAGGCGCUCGUCCGCCAGGGGGCCGCCUUCGCGGGCCGCCCGCCCUUCCCCUCCUUCCAGCUGGUGUCGGGCGGGCGCAGCCUGGCCUUCGGCGGCUACUCGGAGCUGUGGAAGCUGCACCGGCGGGCGGCGCACGCCACGGUGCGCGCCUUCUCCACGGGCAGCCCAGCCACGCGCCGCCUGCUCGAGCGGCACCUGGUGGGCGAGGCGCGGGCGCUGGUGGCGCUGCUGGUGCGCGGCAGCGCCGGCGGCGCCUUCCUCGACCCCUCGCGCGUCCUGGUGGUGGCCGUGGCCAACGUGAUGAGCGCGCUGUGCUUCGGCCGCCGCUACAGCCACGGCGACGGCGAGUUCCUGCGGCUCGUGGGGCGCAACGAGCAGUUCGGGCGCGCCGUGGGCGCCGGCAGCCUGGUGGACGCGCUGCCCUGGCUCCAGCGCUUCCCCAGCCCCGUGCGCGCCGCCUACCGCGCCUUCCGCGACCUCAACCGCGACUUCUACGGCUUCGUGCGCGGCAAGUUCCUGCAGCACCAGCGCAGCCUGCGCCCGGGGGCCGCUCCCCGCGACAUGAUGGACGCCUUCAUCCGCCUCCAGCGGGAGCAGCCGCGGCUGCAGCUCGAGCACGUGCCCGCCACCGUCACCGACAUCUUCGGCGCCAGCCAGGACACCCUCUCCACCGCCCUGCAGUGGCUCCUCAUCUUCCUGAUCAGGUAUCCAAAAGUGCAGGCUAAAAUGCAAGAAGAAGUGGAUAGGAUUGUUGGAAGAGACCGUCUGCCAUGUGCUGAAGAUCAACCUCAUUUGCACUACAUCAUGGCUUUCUUGUAUGAAUCCAUGCGUUUCAGUAGCUUUGUGCCUGUUACUAUCCCACAUGCCACCACAACCAACACCUUUGUAAUGGGCUACCUCAUUCCCAAAGACACAGUGAUAUUUAUUAAUCAGUGGUCAGUGAAUCAUGAUCCAGCAAAGUGGUCUAACCCAGGGGAUUUUGACCCAACAAGAUUCCUAGAUGAGAAUGGAUUCAUUAACAAAGAUCUUACUAGUAGCGUGAUGAUAUUCUCAUUGGGAAAACGUCGAUGUAUUGGAGAGGAGUUAUCAAAGAUGCAGUUGUUCCUCUUUACCUCCAUCCUGGUGCAUCAGUGCAAUUUUACUGCUAAUCCAAAUGAGGACCCUAAAAUGGACUUUACUUAUGGGUUGACGAUUAAACCUAAGCCAUUUACUGUGAAUGUCACACUUAGAGAUACAAUGGAUUUGCUUGAUAAGGCUGUCCAAAGACUGCAAGCAGAGAAAACAGCCAGUGAAAAUCACCCGUCAGCAAAUACCUAAGCACAGAAUCUUGCAUCUAAAAAUAUUCCCUCUAUCUUUUUAGACUUACAAAAGUUAUAGUUUGUUCUGGUGAUCUUUUGGGAAAGUAGACAACAUAACAAGAUACAAGAGCAGGAAGGAAAACUGUGCAAGUCAUAAUUCAGUCUUUUUUAGUUCUAGAGGCAGAGCCAAGAGAAGCAUUUACUAUAUUAAAUGAUAAAACAUAUGCAAAAGUAUGCAAUUUGAAAGUAAGCUUUUUCUAUUCUAGUGUGUUGAUAGAAUUUGUAAUUGUAAAGCAAUUUUUUGUCUACUGACUAGUUAAAGCAUCUCCAGGAACUGUUUGUACAAUCCUUUCUGUGUCUCUAUGCUCUGUGCCUUAUUUCUAAGCUCGCCUUCAGUGAUUCCACAUUCCAAAGCGAAAUCUCAUAUUCCUCCAAAAAAUAACCCCAGACCCCACAGUCAGAACAUUGUAGCCUUCCUCUGAGUUCACUCUUUUGGAAACUGCCAUAGGCAUAUGGCAGGUCCUGUGUUGUGACGCUCGGGUGUACAUUAAUGCCUCCAUAAAAAAAAAAAACUUUAAAAUAUUUUUGAUAAAAUGCCAAUGUAAAGCCUUGCCUUUAACAUUCCAGAGUGUUUACACAUAUGACUAAAAAAAGAGAGAUUUGCUUAUGAGCACAACUUUUUUAAAUAAAAUUCAUAUUUUAUAUGAGAAUAAACACAGCAACCUAAUCCAGUCAUUUUCAAUACAUUUUGAAAGGAAAGAUCAGAAUUGGUGUGUCACCACUUUUCUCCAGUAAAGACAUACCUCCCCACCCCUAGACACAUAGUAAGUCCAGUUAAAAUUCAAAUGGGCCAGAAUUUGCAGAAGUGAGAAUCUGGAGGGGGGUUAUAUUGAAACUUCUGUGCCACAUGCUUCAAACAAUGCACACAGCAAAAACAACUCUGUUCACUAAUCAUUCUGUUAGACUGAGUUAAAAGGUGUAGCCAAACAUUGAUUGUGUACUUUUUGUAUGAUUUGUUUAUAACAAGGUCACAGAACAAAAACUAACAUUACAUACCCUGAUUAAUGUACUGGUUAACUAAAUGAAAAUGUACUUUUAAAACUUCUGUGAGGUAAAGGACAUCAAGUUAAAAAAUAAAACUAUUAUUUUAAAGUAAAAUAAGCACAUGAAACUUUAUGGCCUUAAAUCUCCAGCUAAUGUUUGUGCACACAAAGCAGCAUAUAUUUCUCUAAAGUGUGAACCCUCAUAUGUACAUAUCUGAUUUUGAAAACUGUUGGACAUUUCUGAGGAGCUACAGAUCAUCCUCAGUUAUGUGUGAAACCUGUGAGAAAUAUGAGUACCUCACAUGUGGCUUGCUGUGCUCAUCUUCGUACAAAAUAAGGGUUUACAGACCUAGAAAAUAAGGAUACAAUCCUACAACCUAAAGUAGCUCUGUUGAGACCUAAGCAAGUAAGAUUUGCAGGACCAGGUCUUGUGAUAUGUAGCCAGGCAUAAUCAUGUUGACAGUAGUGACCAAACUUAUACUGACAUUGAUAGGAGCUAGAUGAGCAACACAAUCUCAAACUUCUUGAAAUAAAUAGAAACUUCGUUGCUGAUUUCAGUAAGAACCUGAAUCAAAUCUAAAAGUACCCCUGCGUAACCCCACUAGUAGUAAUGUACUUAUUUAACAUCCCUGACUUCACAUGUCAUCUGUUCUCUUUUUUCAAAGCUAAAAAAACUUUGUUACCUACACAAGGAGUAACCUCAGGUGUUCUUCUGAAUUACAUACAAAUCUGUGAUAUCCCAGAACUUAGCCUAUACCUGUGAAAAGCUUUAUAAGAUAUACAGCAUUUUCAUAUAGAGAUCUACAUUAGAUCAAAUACUAGCAAAACAUUGUACCUUUUUAAGUAUCAUUAUUGAAAAGAAUAUAAAGAAUAUAACCUACAACUGAAUAGUUAUUCUAACUCAAGGACCACAUUUUUUUUUAUAUUUCAGUAAAAAAAGGCUUUUGCAAUUUUGUACUCUCCUUAAAGCUUUAAGUAUGCAUUGGUUACUAGUGCAAUUUUCAUUCACACUGCUGAUGUGGUUUUGUUGAUGUAUGAUGCCUAUCAGUGGGUCUCACACACUACACAGCUGCUUGUGAAAUGCCUCAUAUAAUCUGUAAAGUUAUUGAAAUUUGUUCAGUGAGAUAACUUUUGUGAUUGUUUUGAGAUGAAUCAUUGUGUUAUCAAAAUACUAAAUAAAAUUAUUCUUGUACUGCC